Molecule: messenger RNA, 6420 nt
Organism: Cheilinus undulatus (humphead wrasse)
Lineage: Eukaryota; Metazoa; Chordata; Actinopteri; Labriformes; Labridae
Gene: ark2ca
Product: ring finger protein 165a
Exons: 8
Coding region: 97-1140 (347 amino acids)
Molecular function (GO): ubiquitin protein ligase activity; zinc ion binding
Source: RefSeq, a predicted model, not a curated record
GCAGCCUGUCCGUUUGAAUGUGCUGGGGACUGGAGGGGAUCAUUUCCAUGGACCAUCUGUCUCGCUGGCUGCCCACACAACAAAGAAGGACCCAGGAUGGUGUUAGUACAUGUUGGAUAUCUGGUUCUCCCCGUCUUCGGCUCAGUUAGAAAUAGAGGAGCACACUUCACCAGGCAUCAGCACAGCCAUGCUACCUCCUGCCGACACUUUCACCUGGGCACUCCCCAGGCGCCCAUCUCAGCAGAGUUUCCCCUGGGACACGCCAGCCAGCCACCUCAGACCGGCCUGGCCACUCACCUGCCCCCAGCACACCACCCGCCGCCUCCCCUCACUGCCCUGCCCGCACCCCCUCAGUUUCAGGAUGUGCCGGGGCCUCCAUUCCUACCUCAGGCCUUACACCAGCAAUACCUCAUCCAGCAGCAGCUUAUCGAAGCGCAGCAUCGCAGGAUCCUCCCGCACUCCAGAAGAACCCAGGAGCGUAUCCCUCUGAACCCUCACAGACUGCGUUCAGGCUACGAAUACUCCCCGCCCCUUCAUGUCCCUCAGCCAAUGACACAGCAGCAGCGGUACCUGGCUGAAGGCACCGACUGGGAUCUCAGUGUCGAUGCUGGCCUUCCUCACCAUCAGUACCAGCUCCAGCAACUCCCACAGCACUAUCAGCAUUACCUGGCUUCACCCAGGAUGCACCACUUCCCCAGGAACACAUCCUCUGCACAAGUGGUUGUGCAUGAAAUCAGAAACUACCCGUACCCCCAGCUGCACCUGUUGGCACUGCAAAGUCUGAAUCCUUCAAGGCACGCCACUGCUGUGCGAGAAAGUUAUGAGGAGCUGUUACAACUGGAGGACCGGCUCGGGAGUGUCAGCAGAGGAGCUGUUCAGACGACCAUUGAGCGGUUCACUUUUCCACACAAAUACAAGAAGAGAAAGCCCCUGCAGCUGAAGAUUGGGGAAGAGGAGGAAACAGAUGUUGAUGAGAAGUGCACCAUCUGUCUGUCCAUGCUGGAGGAUGGAGAGGACGUCAGGAGACUACCCUGCAUGCACCUCUUCCACCAGGGCUGCGUCGACCAAUGGCUGGCCACAAGCAGGAAGUGUCCGAUCUGUCGAGUUGACAUCGAAACACAGCUGAACCCCGACAGCUGAUGAGAUUCAAACACCCCCCCUCCAUCCUCCCUCCUCCUCCUCGUCAAUCACGCUCAUGUAGUUCCUGCUUUCUUCCACCCCCUCCCCCAUCAUCCCCUCCUCGGGUGCUUUUGCCAAAUGUCUCCAGACGUCUUGUGACAUCACCGCCCCACGUCUUCUGACUCACGCUUUAACUGAGCCAAGCCAGGACAGCUAACUGCACGAGAGAGGCCGCCAAGGACUCUCUUUAUAAAGAAGCACAUCCUUCUGGAGGCAAAAGACUCACACAGACAUACACAAACACAUACUCAUGUACACAGGGUUUACUUGUAGCUUGCUGGUUGUAAGUGGGGUGUUGUUGCUGUUGUGGUGUUGUACUGUAGGUAGCCGCGGGCUGUGUAGCAUGUCCUUAAAGCCAUGACUUAAUGUCCUGAGAGUGGAAACACAUCCACCCCACACCGGGCUGGCUACUCUCUCUCUCUGAAUAUAUAAAUAUAUAUACAAAUAUAUAUUUCUCUUUUCAAACACACUUCAAUCAAAGUGAAUAUUCUGCCACACAAGAAAUGCUCUGAUGCCAUGUUUACCUAAAGAUCAUUUGUGGUCGUAGUAGAGUAGCAGUAACCAACAAGUGAUAACCUGGUGCGCUGUUGCUGCACUAGCUAGCUAAGUGUUAUAAUUCUAUCAUGCAGCUUUGACAUUUUGCAAUAUAUUUACCUUUGGGUUGGUGUCGUACGAGUAGGUCUCCUCCACUGCCGUGGAGGCCGAGCCAAGUGAUCGAGUCGUCGUGUGUGUUUUUAAAACUUCAAAAUAGGUAGAAAGUGUUUUUACCAAAAUGCAUUUUGUCACGGUGUAGCUUGAGCCUGGAGCAGGUUUGCGUGUGCGUGCUCUGCCCUGCUGUGCGUGCGUGUGUGACUUCAGGAAUGUGUCAAACAAAUGUGUGGAGUGAGUGUGCUACACCUAAAACUCGCUGUAGGUUAACAGCACAGCCACUGGAGUGCUUAUACAACACAAAGCCAAAAAAAAAAGGAUGAAAAAAAAAGGAAACUGUUGUGCGCUGCAGAGGAAGGUGGGAGGGAGAUUUAGCUGCCCUUUUACCUGCAGCUUCAUCUGGCAUGGGGCCAGAGGCAGAGCGGUGUGCGCUUCAAAAAAAUGCAUGUUUCAUCGUUGACUUGAGCGGCUGCUUUGGUAGCGUUCCUGCAGUUUAAACAGUACAGAGAUGGCUUUGCAUGUCUUAGUUAAUCUGAGCUGUGACUAUCUAAACAAAAAAAAAUGAGCACGGUGUCAGCGGCUGCUCCCCUGACUUGUAGCGUGUGUUCAUUUGGUCCCUUUUGGUGGCAGCGCUGGGAUCCUCUUUUGAUGUUUACCUAAUUGCCUAAAGAACAAGCACAUGUGACAAUAGUUAUAUUGCAACAAACGAUUCUUUUCCUUGGUAUUGCAUUUGGUUUCUAUUUAGGUCUAGAUUCAUGCAGUGUUUCAGCAGAGAGAGGAGCUUACGUAUUGAUCUUGUGUGUUUGUGUGACAGACCUCCCCUCGUGGUUGCUAUGCUGGUUGCUAUGCUGUAUUGCUAGAACAUGUAGAACGUGGUGAGACGGAGGCAGCCUCCCUCUUGCAGUGCACAAAGACACGAGACGGCACAACAGGAGAAAAAAAAUCAGGCUGAUUAAAUAAGUGGACUCCCCCCCUCCAACUCACACAAAAAGCUGCAUUUCAACAAGUCCUCAGAACUUUCAGUACCAGAGACUGCAAAUAAAAAAGGUUCCAACUAGUCCGUAGAGGUUUACAACAGUCUUCUGAAUUCUGAGACAUCAAGUCCCACAACAAAAGCCAAGUACUACCCCCCAGGUAGGAACCUUUUGGAGGGCAAAUGGUGUUCCUGUAACCUGGAAAUCCUUGCUCAUAGUCUCUGUGCUUUAUUUGUACAUGAGAUUAAAAAAAAUCAACUUUAUUCAAACAAAGUCAAGAAGUUGCAUUCAUGAAAUAACCACACUGCAAACAUUACAGACCAAAACAUUUAAUAAAUAAAACAGAGAAAAAGAUCAGAGGUCUAAUCCAGGAUUCAAUUAUGUAUAGACCUGUUUUAGGAGUGGUUCCACAAAAAGUGGUUGGCUUUAGCAUUAGCUUUAGCUAAAGCUAAUGUAGCCAAGCCGACUAUGUAAUUAAUGUUACUACAUAAGAAAUGUAGCUAAGUUAGCUUUAGCAAACAUUGCUAAAGGUAAUGUAGCUAUGUAGAUUACAUAGCUGCUUUGUGAGCUUAGCUUUAGCUAUGUUAGCUAUGUAGCUUAUGCAGCUAACAAAGCCACAAGCCACGCAUGUUUUGCUAGAAUGCUUUCUUGGAGGACAAGCUUUUUAUCCUGUUUAUUCUGCUUUAUUAAACAUUUUGUAAUCAGGUUUUACAGGUCAGGUCUUUAACUUUUGGUAUCCUAACACUCUAGCUCUAUGACGAAGCCAUUCUGAUUUUAUUUCUAAAGUUUUAGCGUACAUUUCCACUCUGAGCUUUACAGCAUCAAAGAUGUCUGCAGACAGACCCCUCUCAAAGUUCCAGGGAAAGUUCUGGAGGUAUAAAGACAUAGUAAUCAGGGGGUUUAUAGUUUUUCCAAAGCUGUAUUCAUUUCUUCAACCCUAAAGACCCAUGAAGGGUAGACAAACUAGUCUGAUGAGACAAGAAUGAGCUCUGAUUGCUGUUAAUACUUCAGAAGACUCAUGAAUAAUCAGAGUUACAAGUGCCACCUCAGAGUACCAGUACUCUCAACGAGGACAACCUCCAAAUGGUCCUUGGGGGAGUAAAAAUAAGUACCCUUGACCUUAAAAUUCCCAUACUUGUAGAACAUAGGGUAUUUAGACUUUGGUCUUGUAGCCCUCGUCCUAAUGUUGCUGCUGCAUUAAGAUUCUGCCAAGGCAAAGCAUCAAAUAUUUGACUGUAAAAAAUGAUUCCAUUUGAAUAAAGAACUAUCAAUUAGGAGAUUAAUCUCCAUAUUUGUCUGAACUCCUCCAGAUUUAAAGACUGUUGAUAAUUUAUCUAUAAAUUUCAGAUCAUUGCAGAUCCCACCUCAAAGCACCGGGCCAUUUAGACAGUACAACCCAAACCUUUUGGGGAGCUGAAUAAAGUCCUUGAAUCCCCGAGUAUCCUGUACUUUUAGGUCCGUGGGACUUUAUUUAGAUCCAGGUCCCUACUGUGGAAACACUCUGUACCUAAUAAAGUUCUUACUAAUAGGGGAAAGUUCUUGAAGUGGAAACGCAGCAUUAGCUGUUAUAUUUCCUUCUGUUAAAGCUUUAGUUCCCAACCUGGGGUAUGGGCAACCCUGGGGUGGCACAUGGCCCUGUCUGCUUGGACAUUGUCAAACUUAGAUGUGUAUAUAAUCUUUCAAAAUCACGAUUAAAAAACAAAAUAAACAGCAGAGUAUUAAGGCCACCUUGAAAGAUUAGAAAAAAGAAGAACUAUACAUUUUUGAGAGAGAAGCUGGAAUUUCUGAGAUUGAGUUGUAUAUUUAUAAGAAACAAAGUCUGAGUUUUUGAAUUUUAACUUGAUAAACUAAAAAAAAUUUAGAACAACAAGAACAACUGAAAAAGAACAAUUACCAUUUCUGUUUUAAGUGGGUCCUUGGGGGGGGCGUACCACUGUGUUAAGGACCCUUUAGGACCCCUCCUGUCCUAUGCACUAUGAAAGUUAAGGAAGGGCCCAGAGGGCCGUCAAACAUGGACUAGUUCUCCGUGUCUUGUGUACUGCCAGUGUGGACGCUGCCUUCUCCUGUAGUGGAGUCAUCCGUGAUGAAGUUUUCAUAGUUUACACAGGGUGUUGUCAAGUUGAAAUGCCUUAAGUAUUUAACAAUCAUAAUUUAUUACUAACUGUAGAUAUUGUGGGUAUGUAUUUAAUUUUAUAUAGUUUCUUUCUUGGGGCUGGGUGACUGAAUCAUAAUUUAUUUAUUUAGAAAUAACACAAAAAUGCUAUGAAAAAAAAACUAUUACCUCAUUUUUGCAUUGUUUUAAAUGGGAAUGCUUUGCAUGCAGUUGUACUUCCUGGAACACUAAAGUUAAAGACGCCCUGCUGUUUGAUCUCCACAGGCUGGCUGUGCGAUGUUUACUGUCCAAGGCUGAGCUACUGAGCCCGCUCUCUCUCUCUCUCUCUCUCUAUCUUUAUCUCUCUCUCUCUCUCUCUUUCUUGUGGUGCUGUGGAUCUCGGUUACAUUCCAUUCAAUGCAAUUUCUCUGAUCCCCCAUGCUGUGAUGUAGUGGACAAACUGCAAUGAAGUGAUUUUUUUUUUGUUUUGCACUCACUUGUUAAACUGUGGGAACCCUCUCACUGGCAAAAAAAGUUAGUUUAGAUAAUUUUAUCACUAAAGAACUCUGGUUUAUUUUGUAUGCUCUGCUUCUCACAAUGCACUAUAGGUCUUAACGAUCAUCAGUGAAGCAUGAUCCUUCAUUUGAACUCUUUGAUUUCUGUCUUCCUUGUGUUAUCUUCUUUUUUAUGUUAGACUCAAGCAUAACAAGUGCCUCGCUUUACGUGUUAGGAGAUAUUUCCAUAUUCCUAAAAUCAUUCAGAACAAUCAGCCCAUGAAGCCACCAUGCCUUAUUGGUUGCAUAAUUAAAACGAAGGAGCUCAGACGACAUUUGACAGGUGUGCACAAAAGCCAUUCUACACAAAUUCAAGCAAAAACAGCUGCUGUUUUAGUGAAAAUAGUUCUUAGAAGAGGCAUGUCUCACUGUGGGCUUUACAGAGUUCUACUUUGGCCGUGUUUUGUUGAUCUUUCGUUGCUACUCUUUUUUAGUUUCCCGUCCAUCUGUCCUCUCAGACUCUAUCCUCUGUUUCCUUUCUCUGUUUCAAAGGAAGGCAAGGAUUUUAAAGCACAACCUUUUCUAAAAAUGCAUGUUUUCUCAGGUUUCAAUAUAGUCUCAAUGGUUAAUAGUAUAUGGUGAAAAUAUAUACAAAGAAUAUAACAGAAAAAAUAUGUUGCUGUUUGAAACUGAAAAACAAAGCUGAAGAGAAAAUAUCCCAAAAAGUGCCAGUGAAAGGGCUGCCGCCAUCCUCGUAUGAAAAUCUGCUGUUUUAGCUGUGACUGCGCAAUGUUUUUCAAUAUAGGAUAUUUUAUCUGAAAAUAGAACUAUUUAUCAUUAAUAUUAAAGCAAUAGCGCAUUAAUGUGACGAGUGUGUUGAUGAAGACAUGGAUGAGCAUAUUAUGCGUAAAUGUUAGAUUCACAUGUGAUGGAUUUUUUGUACUUUAUUUAUUAUUACUACUAAUAAUGAUGAUAAUGAUUUCAAAAGUUGCAUUGCUAAACCCAAACUGUUCUCUUUUGUUUUUUAAUUUUA